Molecule: messenger RNA, 2263 nt
Organism: Strongylocentrotus purpuratus (purple sea urchin)
Lineage: Eukaryota; Metazoa; Echinodermata; Echinoidea; Camarodonta; Strongylocentrotidae
Product: tubulin beta-4B chain
Exons: 3
Coding region: 278-1654 (458 amino acids)
Biological process (GO): mitotic cell cycle; microtubule cytoskeleton organization
Cellular component (GO): microtubule; cytoplasm
Molecular function (GO): GTPase activity; GTP binding; structural constituent of cytoskeleton
Source: RefSeq, a predicted model, not a curated record
UUGUAAAUAGAUUUCCGUUGCUGCUAUUAUCUACAAAUGAGAAAUUUGAGUUGAUCCCAGCAAAUUUGCAUACUAGGUACGGAUGCUUUCCUUUGUUGGUGGGUAAAGCGAAUGGAAGGGAACAGCCCAUAUAACUAUAUGCAGGCAACGGCUCGUUAACAUUCGCUCCCUCAUGCUCUAUAGACAACCAUCAUUGUAUAUUCCGAUUGGAGGUGUUUGCACAUCAUCAAGUCAUUUCAUUUUCUUGUGGGAUUAAAAUCCCACCAAAUCUAUCACUAUGCGAGAGAUUGUUCACCUUCAGGCAGGUCAGUGUGGUAACCAGAUCGGAGCAAAGUUCUGGGAGGUGAUCUCUGACGAACACGGCAUCGACCCGACCGGUACCUACCAUGGCGACUCUGAUCUCCAGCUGGAGCGUAUCAAUGUUUACUACAAUGAGGCUGCCGGCGGCAAGUACGUUCCACGAGCCGUGCUCGUCGACCUCGAGCCAGGCACCAUGGACUCGGUCAGAUCAGGUCCCUUUGGUCAGAUCUUCAGACCAGACAACUUCGUCUUCGGUCAGAGCGGAGCAGGGAACAACUGGGCCAGAGGAUACUACACAGAGGGUGCUGAACUGGUGGACUCUGUCUUGGAUAUCGUGCGGAAGGAAGCUGAGAGCUGUGAUUGUCUCCAAGGUUUUCAACUGACACACUCUCUUGGUGGUGGCACCGGUUCUGGAAUGGGUACCCUUCUUAUUAACAAGAUCCGUGAAGAAUAUCCAGAUCGAAUUAUGACAACAUUUAGCGUCGUCCCUUCACCGAAGGUUUCAGACACCGUUGUCGAACCCUACAACGCCACCCUCUCCGUCCAUCAACUGGUCGAGAACACGGAUGAGACGUUCUGCAUCGACAACGAAGCCCUCUACGAUAUCUGCUUCCGUACCCUGAAGCUCACUACUCCGACCUAUGGCGACCUGAAUCAUCUUGUAUCUGCAACCAUGAGUGGCAUAACGACCUGUCUGAGGUUCCCUGGACAGUUGAACGCAGAUCUCCGUAAGCUUGCGGUAAACAUGGUUCCGUUUCCUCGUCUCCAUUUCUUCAUUCCUGGCUUUGCUCCUCUGACUAGCCGUGGUAGUCAGCAGUAUCGUGCCCUCACGGUUCCUGAACUCACUCAACAGAUUUUCGAUGCCAAGAACAUGAUGGCUGCCUGUGAUCCUCGUCACGGUCGCUACCUGACUGUUGCUGCAAUCUUCCGUGGUCGUAUGUCCAUGAAGGAGGUUGACGAACAGAUGCUCAACGUUCAGAACAAGAACAGCAGCUACUUCGUUGAAUGGAUCCCCAACAAUAUCAAGACCGCUGUUUGUGACAUCCCUCCUCGCGGACUUAAGAUGUCCGCUACAUUUGUAGGCAACAGUACCGCCAUCCAGGAGCUCUUCAAACGCAUCACUGAGCAGUUCACCGCUAUGUACAGACGCAAGGCCUACCUUCAUUGGUACACUGGCGAGGGUAUGGACGAGCCGGAGUUCAUUGAGGCUGAGAGCAACAUGAACGACUUGAUGUCCGAGUACCAGCAGUACCAGGACGCCACCGCCGAAGAGGACGGCGAGUUUGAAGAAGAAGAAGAAGAAGAAGAAGAAGAAGGAGAAGAAGAUCAAGAAUAUCAACAAGAGCAAAAUUAGCUUCGUUCCGGCAUAUUUGACCACCAGCGAAAGAGAAAAACGGAACCAGUAUUUACCUCACAUUUUUACGGAGGAAAAUAUGUUAACAGGACAAUAUAUUUUCAAAUACCAAAAGUAAUCAGUUAUCAACAAAUUAAUGCUAACGUUUUCCGCCACUCAUCUAGCAUGGCAUUACAAUAUUGCAUAUACACCUAUUAAGUCGAUUCUUGUCGUUAUUAUCCUGAAAACAGAAAAUAUACUCUCUAGACAAAACUUAUUUUGAUCUGCAAAGGAAACUAAGUAUUCGUUAUGGUAAUUUAUAGGUAUUAGUCAAAUGGGACAGUUAUUUGAUUUGAUUUUUUGAAGAAAAAAAAAGGUGGUGAGGGUUUCGAGAAACAUGCCCCUUGCUCUUGCUAUGUACCAUGAAUGUACAAAUUAACAAUCAUUUCGAACGAACGUAUUAACACAUGAUAAUCCCAAAAUUAUUAUAACCAUAUAUAUCAUGAAUUGAUGCUUACAAAACUGUUUCAAGGAUUGUAUAUCCUCAAUACAAAAAUAGUCGUAUGUAUACGUAUUAUAUAAGAUGCCUGCAUAUGUAACGAUUCAUUUCCUAUACCUCCAGGACAACUC